This is a messenger RNA of Aspergillus chevalieri, 2460 nucleotides long. RefSeq lists its product as uncharacterized. The record is from RefSeq and is a predicted model, not a curated record. The coding region runs from base 1 to 2460 and encodes 819 amino acids. The transcript has 3 exons. NCBI's taxonomy places the organism in Eukaryota, Fungi, Ascomycota, Eurotiomycetes, Eurotiales, Aspergillaceae.
AUGAUGCUUUGUCGUCUCGUCGAAAACCUGGGAUGGACCACCUCGCGCAAGUACUGCUUCUCCCUCCUCUUCAUCGCCGUCAUCUGGGCCAAACUCCUUCAUAUCUACUCCCAUCUCAACUCACUCCCCUUGGGUCAGUUUCUGCUGUGGGGUCCGACUUUCUUUCUGCAGGAUGCUUUGUGUGUCCUCGUUUUCAGGGCUUUGACCCGGAAUUUCUAUAACAGAUGGCUCCGCGUCCUGGCAGCUUCGAUAGUUAUCCCCGCCAGUCUAGGGGCAUCCUUGAUGGCUGCUGCGAAUACCUCCUUCUAUAUCACCACUGGCGCUGAAAUUCACUGGCGCCAAGCACGUUCCUUCCACCGCGAUUUUGCCUCCGUCAAAACACUCCUAGCUGGCUUGACUGGUCUUCUCAUAGUCGAGGCCCUAUACAUCAUAGCAUCCUGGUUUACAACACCUUAUUUGUACAAUUGUGUGAACAAAGUCCUGGAAAUUUUGGGUUCAUCUUUGUCUUUUCGGAGAAAGUCGAGAAAGUCUCUUCCGAACCCAGAGAUCUAUGAACAAGUGGCUCAUGACAACUACGACAAGAUCCACUCGGACUCGGUUCUGUCACUAGAUGCAUCUGAGAACGUAACAAGGAUCACUAAGAAGUCCCGUCUGGCACGCUUUGCCGUGCUCUUUCCCACGGUUUCUGCUAUCCUUCUGUACUGUAUUCGGCCGUCCGGCCAUGCGUACAGUUUUCUUUCUGAUAGCCUCCUUUUAACGCCUUUUGGUGGCUCCAAACCACAUAAUGGCCAUGCAUCUAUUGAUAUUCCUAGUUCGCUAGGCGACUACAGCUGGCUGGAAAACCGCACAGCUCUGGCCAUGCCACCCAAAUUCGACUGGCUACCAUUUGAGGAGCUGGCCGGGUUUCGAGACUGGUAUGCGAAGUCGAAUGACGAGGAACCACGCGUCCAUUACAAUCCGACCCAGGACCCUCUGCAUAUUUCAAACUUAGAAGGCGAAAUCAUCGACCCUCUGCGCGAGACCCUCCAAAACGGCAGUGUCAACAUCAAACAUAUCUUCCUCCUCAAGCUGGAAAGCACCCGAGAAGAUGUUUUCCCUCUGCGCAAAGAUUCCUUUAUGCAUAACCGCAUCCGGCAAUCAUACAGUGGUCGAAUCCCCGCUGAUGUCGAGGAAAGACUGGCUCACCUGACUUCUACCGCGGAGCGCUUAACUGGAACCCCGUCAGGAUUCCAUGGAAGCGCGAUUAAGCCAUAUGGUGGAAUCCAUGCAACAAACUCCCACACUACUGGUACAAUGACUCUCAAGAGCCUGACAGGAACUAUAUGUGGCCUUUCACCUUUAGUCGCUGACUUCAACCGCGAAUACCUACACCAUAUUUACCAGCCCUGCAUGCCACAUAUUCUUCAAGCGCUAAAUGCUCAAUCCAAUGGUCCCAAGACGGAUAACUUUACCUCAUGGCCAUGGCAUUCCGCUUUUAUGCAGUCAAUCACUGAUCUCUACGACAACCAAAACUUUCUGACGCCAGGUCACGGCUUUCAGAGAUCAGUCAAUGCAGAUACAUUGGGCCCCUCGACUAAGGCUGAGAAGUUUAAUUUCUGGGGAUACCCCGACAAUGAACUACGCAGCUAUUUCCUUGAUGCUAUCAACAAGGCAGAAAGGAACCAGGAGCGCCUCUUCCUCACCCAUCUUACCGGCAUCACCCAUUACCCGUGGGAUAUGCCUCGUAAUGAGUUUGUGGAAAUGGUGGGAUCUACAUAUCUUCCAUUUAAUAAGAAGCUAAGCCGUCAUUUGAACACCAUUCGCUUCGCGGAUCAAUGGCUUGCAGACAUAUUGGAGAUUUUAGAGGACACCGGUGUCGCUAAUGAGACUCUACUUGUAGUGACCGGUGAUCAUGGCAUUACACUUCCUGAAGAUGGUGGUGUCACUCCAUGUGAUAACCCUCAUAUCUCAAAUUUCCAUGUCCCAUUGGUCUUUGCCCACCCACAAAUUCCUCCAAUCGAAAUCGACUCUCCCGUUACGUCCAUGCAGAUUCUACCUACUAUUCUUGAUUUAUUGAAGGAGUCCUCAUCUCUCGACGAACAUGCCACACGUGCCAUUGAGGAUCUGCUUCCUAUGUACGAGGGCCAAUCCAUCAUCCGACCUCUUGUUCCCGAGGUAGGCGGAAAGCAAGACUGGCAAUUCAGCACCAUGAACACUGGAGGAACCUGGCUUGCGUUACGAUCUGCCGCUAAGCCUUACCGUCUCAUUAUCCCCCUUAUCCCUGAUGUGGAAUGGCGAUUCUCCGACGUCAGCACUGACCCGGGGGAGCGAAAUUACCUCAUAUCGUUCGAUCUCUUGUCUCUUAUCAGCCAGGUAGAGGUGCUGCAUGGGUCUGAGGCUGUCCAGUGGGUCAGUGAUGCGGCACACAUUGCUCAGUGGUGGGUUGCAGAGAAUUGGCGCCGUUAUGAAUACACCCCAUAA